UGAUUGUUUUUGUUUAUGGUUCGGAAUUUCGUUAGCGGAAAGAAAAAAAGGAAUCCACUCAAUCCACUCCUCGCGGUUACGCCACGAGUGCCACGACAGGCUUCAUCUUGUUGUGAUCUUGUUCUUUUCGCGCUUCAGAUCCAUAUUGCUCUGGAAAAUUUCUGCGCUUUCGUUUCAGAAUUUCUUCCGAUUCUCGUCUGUGUCUCCAAAUUGAUUAUCGACGUCUUGGAACUGAUCAAAAUGGCUCCAACAUUGAGGAAACGCACAGCUGCACCAGUCUCAAUUAAAGAAGUUAAAAAAACCAAAAAAGGUCCUGUCAAGGAAAAAGCGACUAAAAGCUCUGUUCCGAAAGCUAACGGCACUGCAACUGAAGCUCCAAAGAAAGCUGCAAAAGGGAAGAAGGCCACUGAGCCAGCGAAGGAAGAAGUAGAAGAAACGAAAGAAAAUACAGCGAAUGGAUCGGCAAGUUCCGAUGAAGAGUCAUGGAAAAAUGCUAAGUCUGUCCAUGAUUUCAAAGCCAAAUUAAUCACCGGUGAAGAAAUCUCUCUUGAAAAAUAUAAAGGUCAUGUUUUGCUUAUUGUCAAUGUGGCGUCUAAUUGUGGUUACACAAAAAGAAACUAUGAGCAGUUGGUUGAGUUGGAUGAAAAAUAUCGUGACAGUAAAGGUUUAAGAAUCCUAGCAUUUCCUUGCAAUCAGUUCGGGAAACAGGAGCCUGGCGAUAACGAAAAAGUAAGGGGAAAGAUAGAAAAACGAGGUGUUAAGUUUGAUGUGUUUGAAAAAAUCGACGUGAAUUCAGCCUCAGCCCAUCCAUUGUACAAAUUCCUCAAGUCUGGGCAAAAUGGACUCAAUACCGACCCAAUCAAAUGGAAUUUUAACAAGUUCAUUGUGGACAAGGAAGGAAAACCCGUCGCAAGAUUUUUGUCUCCGAAGAAUCCUCUGGAUUUGGUAUCUGAAUUGGAAAAAUACUGGUGAAUUGUGCCAACCGUUCUUUAGGUUACCAUCAAUGCAGCAUUAGUUUUUAAUGACUGCUCUGUUUUCUGUAGCCCUAAUGUUAGCCGUAAGUGUUUCCUCAUAAAUUUUUUACUGACUAGUCUAUAAGUUGUUUUUAAACCGGUUGUCUCAUCUAUUCAUAUUCUUUUUGUCAUUAUCUUUUAUCAUUUCUAAAAAGAAUCUAGGUAAACCUCAACUAUUUCUUUUAAUAAUUAAUGUAUUACUAGUAUCUCUGUUAGGUAGUUAAAAAGGAAAAAUUCCCUCCGAUUUGUUCCCUAUUAUAGACUGAUUUAGUGGCUACAUCAUUCGAUAUAAUAUCGAACCCUUGGUUCAAAUGUAUACAAACAUGGAACCUUGUUUCUGAUUUGCGCCCUUUGCACCAUGGUGGUCAUAUGUGUCCAAAUUUUUUUUUAAAUCGUAAGUUCUCGUAUUUAAUGAGUCUUUACUUGAUUUGUAACUGGUCAGUGAACAAAUUUUAAUAAAUUAACACAAUUAACUCGUGAAGAAUUUGCACAUGAGGUUAUGUCAGUUUGUUUUGGUUUCAACCAAAAACUCGAUAUUGUAUCGAAUGAUGUAGUCACUAAAUCAGUCUAUUUGUGCACAUCGUUUCUCAUUGUCAGAAAGAUUCUCUUUCUCUUUACCAUUCCAAAUUUUGAUUUGAAGCAUCUUCUUUCCUGAACUCAGAUUCAAAUUUUCAAUCAGGUACUUUUCUAAGCUAAUCUCUCUAAGUCAUGGUGAUGUUUAGACAACCACAUAUCAAUCUUUUCACCAGCUGUCGAGUCCAAUAGCAGAAACUGAACUUCUGCUGCACAUUAAUUUCCAAGAAUUUUUUGCCGUUUGACUCUUGAUAAACUAAGUUCAAAUGAAAUAGACUGAUCUUGUGAAACCUCUCAUCACAACUUGUUAUAUUUAUGAUAAUUUUUUUACUAUUUCUUUUAAAUACUUUUGUACGUAGUUUAGCAUAUUUUUGGAAAAUUUUGACUUUAAUAAAUUAAGAUUUUGUAUUAUUUUU
Bemisia tabaci is the source of this 2002-nucleotide messenger RNA. RefSeq lists its product as uncharacterized. Gene Ontology annotation, biological process: response to oxidative stress. Gene Ontology annotation, molecular function: peroxidase activity. The record is from RefSeq and is a predicted model, not a curated record. Lineage: Eukaryota; Metazoa; Arthropoda; Insecta; Hemiptera; Aleyrodidae.